AUGCUACUUAACCAACGGUUUUUAAAACCGGAUUUCAUACAGUCAAAUCUUAAUAUCCGAACCAUACUAAUUGAACGAGAUCAAGCUUUAUUACGUCUAUUUCCUAAUAAAAAAUUAUCUGUUAUUUAUCCGUCAAAACUUUAUCCAUCCAUUUUACCCGAAGGUGAAACUGUCAAAGACCAAAGUCAAUUAUUUUCCGAUGUGCAGUCAACAACAUUAAAUCUUUCAAAGAUAAAAGCUACCUCGUCGUUUGGAAAUAUGAAGAAUUCCAAAUCAGAACAGUUACUUGUUGUCUCAGGAGAAAUUGUCCCUAACACAGAAGUCGCCAUUGUUUCCAAAACCGCUUCUAAGCCAUCGACUGAGAAAAGUGUGAAAGGUCUCAAUAAAACUGAAGCUGUUCCAUCAUUAUUAUCUACACCUCUUUCUCCUAAUACUCCUACUUCUAUCAUUAGUAGUAAACCAUCAAAUUUAGCUUUUAAUUUGACAAGAAAUUAA
This is a messenger RNA of Schistosoma margrebowiei, 495 nucleotides long. The record is from the annotation of a GenBank genome assembly. Lineage: Eukaryota; Metazoa; Platyhelminthes; Trematoda; Strigeidida; Schistosomatidae.